UGUUCCUGUUUUCUAAGGACACUCGUGAAGAUGGUCAGCUAAUCUAGCAAAAUAUAACAGCCUAACUUAUGUGAAAAAUAUAACAGCCUAACUUAUAUGAAAAAUUUGACAAUGAAAAAAUAUUAAAAUACAUGCAAACUUUGUCAAACGUAUCCCGUAGAUAAUUGAUAUUUUCAUAAAUUAAAAAUGAUGCAAGCAUCCAGAAAUAUAGUGCGAUUUUUAUUUUCUAAUUUGCAACCUAUAUCGAUAACACCGUCAGCUGGUUUAAAAGUCUUUCCACCGCCUGUAAAAUUUGGCAACAUUGAAUAUCCUGAACGACGAAGACUCAAAAUAAUGGAGAAAGUCCCACAGUAUCCACCAGGAAUGCGUGCUUUUAAAAUGCAAAAGCGAUUGAGAUACAUGCGUGGUCCAGAAGAAGUGCACAAUUUCCUUUUAUACAAGCAAUAUGGUAUCAUUGCAACAGGGGGAGGUAGAUUAAAGCAUAAUCAUUUUGAGAUGAUACGUUUAAAACUUGGCAGAAAACUUGAUCAAAACAAGAUGUUUGCAAUUUGGCGUGUAGAUCCACCAUGGCAACCAGUUACAAAAAAGGGACAAGGACAUCGUAUGGGUAGUGGUAAAGGUUCUAUUGAUCACUAUGCUACUCCAAUUAAAGCUGGACGUGUCAUUUUAGAAGUUGGUGGUCAUUGCGAAUUUUUUGAGGUAAAAGAUAUAUUGUCUAAAAUAGCACAGAUUAUGCCAUUCAAAGCCAAAGCUGUCAGUCAGAAAAUUUUGGAUAGAGAUGCAGGUAGAGAAAAGUGGAGGGAAGAAAAUAAUCAGAAUUUUUGGACCUGGAAAUAUAUGGUUCAAAAUAACAUGCUAGGUUGCCAAAACUGGAUAUCGCCAGUUGAUAAGCUAUGGUUUAACAAAUAUUUAUAAAUAAGAAAAAAUAGCAAGAUAUUAAAUAUCCUUGAUAGAUAUUACAUAUCUUCUCUUUAUAAAAUAUCUUAAAAUUUAUAUCAGCGAAACUGAAUAAUAAA
Molecule: messenger RNA, 1016 nt
Organism: Camponotus floridanus (Florida carpenter ant)
Lineage: Eukaryota; Metazoa; Arthropoda; Insecta; Hymenoptera; Formicidae
Gene: mRpL16
Product: 39S ribosomal protein L16, mitochondrial
Exons: 6
Coding region: 187-915 (242 amino acids)
Biological process (GO): mitochondrial translation
Cellular component (GO): ribosome; mitochondrial large ribosomal subunit
Molecular function (GO): structural constituent of ribosome; rRNA binding
Source: RefSeq, a predicted model, not a curated record